Messenger RNA from Culex quinquefasciatus (southern house mosquito), 1864 nucleotides. It is a transcript of the gene fwe, whose product is annotated as calcium channel flower. The record is from RefSeq and is a predicted model, not a curated record. The transcript has 6 exons. Gene Ontology annotation, biological process: vesicle-mediated transport. Bases 296 to 913 code for a protein of 205 amino acids. Lineage: Eukaryota; Metazoa; Arthropoda; Insecta; Diptera; Culicidae. Gene Ontology annotation, cellular component: membrane.
AAACAAACUCUCUCUCCCGAUGAGUCUUCAUUCUCGCGAGUGAGAUAGUGUUUUCUGUCGUCGUCGAAACUGGUCCCUCUGUGUGAUAACUUGUCAUCAUUCCACCGUCGCCGCCGCUAUCCGUCAUCGUCGUUCCGCGGAACAACGGGAAAAUCUGGAACCGAUUCCGGUGGCCACUAGUGCGUGCGCGUGUGUGAGUGUCCACGGGACGUGUACGUUUACCGUCGCCGUCGUCGUAAUCUGAGCACUUUUCUCGUCUGUCUCUCUCGCCGAGUCUGCUCCUCUGCUGGAAGAAAUGUCGUUUGCGGAGCGGCUUGCCGGGCUGAUGGCCCGGCCCGGCGCGGAUAACGUUCCCCGGGAUGACGUCCCGUGGCACCUGAAGUACGGUGGCCGCGCCGUCGGCAUCGUGGGAGGAUUCUUCUGCGUCCUGUUCGGCCUGUGGAACUGCAUCGGCAUCCUGCUCGGUGACGUGGGCUGCCUGGUCGGCGGAAUCCUCGAGAUCCUCGUCGGCUUCGUGGUGCUCGCGAUAGAGGCGCCCUGCUGCUUCAUCUUCCUCGACUACGUGCAGCAGGUGGCGGAGAAGGCCGACCAGCGGCCGUACUGGAACCGGGCCGCCCUGUACUGUGUAAUUGCACUUCCGCCGGUGAUCCUGUGCUUCGGACUGGGAACGCUGUUCGGCUGCGGUCUGGUGUUUGUGACCGGAAUGAUCUACGGAAUGAUGGCCCUCGGCAAAAAAGGCACGCGUGAGGACAUGGCAGCGAUGGCGGCCUCGCCGAACGCAAUGUCCCCGGUACAGGGCGUACCGUCCACGGACCAGCACUCGACCCUGAUGGAAGAUCCCGACAGCGUCGUUUGCGGAAAUGCGGGCGGCGGCAGCAGCAGCAACGGCGGCGUCGGCGGCCUCGGCCGCUGAACAGGGUCGCUCGAACGGAAUGGCAGCGUCCGCGCCCGGUAGCCAGAAGCAGAGCUCGACCCUGGUAAACAACGUCCAGCCGAUCGCGUACAGCAUGCCGCCACCGUACGAUAGCGUAGCCUAAUACUAAUGAUGAUUAACGAUUGUAGUGAGGAAAAAGAAGAAGAAGAAGAAGAAUAGAAAGUUUGCAAAAAGACACAUCCCUCCCAAAAAACAAACACGCCCUUUCAUAGAGAAGAACAGAGAGAUUUCGAAAGAUCCUUUCCAUCCACGCGUCCUGUUCCUGAAAGUAAUGCUGAAAUUUAACAAUCCAUUCACACAAUGGAAUCCCCAUACUAACAAGCUGUCCUCCGUUAGGUUAGGCUCAUUAAGUUUCGGUCAGUUGAUUCGGGAGAGAUUUUAACGUGAACAUCCUCCACGAGUGGGGCUGUUCCAUACAAAUUAUGUGAAAAACAAUUUAACUUAAUGAUUAACACGCUAUCGCAAUCCAGCAAAGCAAGAAGUAAUCUACUGAUUUAGCAAAUAGUGAAUGUGUAUUAGCAAAGGUAUAAAUACAACACUGUUGUACAUUUUCCAAACACAGAACGUUGUCUAUAGUUAUUGUUGCUUCUGUGGUAGUGGUUGUUUUGAUGAAUCAACAUCACGACGCGAAUCGCUAUCGAGCUAGGUGAAGAUGCAGGCGUUAAUAUCAAGAGUUUAGUUUAGCCGAAUACACAUUAUUUAUUAUAACCUUGAUUAAUUAUGCUAAAUAUUCUGAUUGAUGAAAAAAGAGCUGAAGUGGAAAUUUAUUUGUUCGUUUUAGCGUUUUAGCGUUUUAGCGAGCAAAAUUCGAAGCGAAUGUACAGCGCGUUACAUUGUAGUGUGCACUCUUGUAAUAAGUAUCAACUAUAUUAUAAUUAUACUAAAGCUAAGACUGGCAGUGAGAAGUAAAACGAUAACUUGGAAAUAUUU